Molecule: messenger RNA, 731 nt
Organism: Moneuplotes crassus
Lineage: Eukaryota; Ciliophora; Spirotrichea; Euplotida; Euplotidae
Source: the annotation of a GenBank genome assembly
UUCUCUUCCUUAUCAAGACUCUCUGUAGCACUCUUUCCCUUAAGGAUAACUACUCAAUGAUUAAUUUUGGAAAUAACAGAUUCCUCAUCAGUGAUGGAGGAGGUGGAUUUCAUAAAGUUCUGGAUAUCUCUGAUUUUAGGAAGGAUCUCUUGGACAGAGACUACGUCCAGAUCAAUAUAAUCAAUCAGGCUGAUUGCUUGAGUACCAAGUCUGAAAGAAUUGAUUGGUUGAUUUACUCAAUCUUUCCUCCAACAUAUCCUGCAGAUUUAUCUUUGAGCAGCUUGGCUGCAUUUUUACUCUAAGUAUGAUUAAACAUUGCAACGAAUGUUUAUAGACCAGGGAGGCUGUCCAAAUUUUCUACCGUGGUGUCAAGUUACUAGAUAUAUGGGGUUAAAGAUUCAUUAUUCCUUGUUAUGUUAUAACUUCAUUGAGUGCACAAGUCCUGAUAUUCAUCUCCCUUUACCUUUCCUCUAUCGAACUUAGAUUCAAGGACGCCAAGUGUUUUCUUGAACGAUAGAAUAGAUGAUUUGCAAAUCUUCUAAUUCAGACCUUUCUUGAGGUGUUAGACUGAAAACAAAAUUAAUUUAGUUUGUAUUUUAUAUCAUCUUAGUGAUAACAUCUGUCAUAGGUUUGGCAAGUUUAAAAUGGUCAAUCAUCAAUUUUGAGACUUUAAAUACAUUCUCCCAUUUUAAAUAACCAUCUCUCUACAUGUAAAACGCUACAAACUUCAU